Molecule: messenger RNA, 2182 nt
Organism: Macadamia integrifolia
Lineage: Eukaryota; Viridiplantae; Streptophyta; Magnoliopsida; Proteales; Proteaceae
Product: nuclear envelope-associated protein 2-like
Exons: 7
Coding region: 778-1848 (356 amino acids)
Source: RefSeq, a predicted model, not a curated record
UGUUUGUCUCUAUUCUUACAAACCCCCACUUCCCCACUCGAUCUGUUUCACUGUUAAUUAUUCAUUUUUUUUUUUUAAUUUCCUGUAUUUAUGGGGAAUUUAAUCAGUGCUCGAAGCUGGAAUCAGAUGCUCUCCGCCGAGCUGUAACGCCAAAUCCUGGUUUUCUGGUGUGAUUGUUUCCACAAAAGCUUCAAAUCAAGCAUGCAAUGAUGCAGAAAUAGUUUUUUUCUUCUUGAUUCUCGGUUCGUAUUGUCUCAAUUUCUUCCAAUAUCAGAUAUUCGAAUCCGUCAAGUUUGAAGUCGAGCGGGAACUUGAUUUUCUUCUCUUACAGAAUUUGAUGACUGUCACGUGAUCCAUCUUUUCUUCAGGAAAUUCGAUUCAGAAGACGAUAAGCCGCUGCUUUCAACUCAUUAAUUCGUCUGUUUGUAUUGAUAUUGAUUUCCACCAUCUUUUUUGUGGUUUAAAUGGCUCGAUCUGGAGGUUCUGGAAGCUCUUAUUUUUUGUCCUGUCUUUCGCGGAUGGUGAUAGGGUUUGAUUCCAGUUUUUGAAUUUGAACUGCCUUUCUUUCCACUGUUGGAUCAUAGAAAGGUUGGUGAGGACUGAGGCGGUGUAUAGCUUGAUUCCAUCUCAUCGUGAAGGUCGAGGAGUUCUAACAGGAGGAACUAGUUUAGUUUUUUUGUUCUUCUCCGGUGUACUGCAAGUGAGUUUCAGACAGGACGACUAGAAAUCGGGUUCCUGGACUCGACUGAUUAACUGGAAACUUUCUCUUCCUCGCUUAUGUCGAUCUCCGAGAAGCCAUCAUCAUCAUCCUCUGCCCGAGAGUUUGAUCCUCUGUUGAAGGAUCUCAGUGAAAAGAAACAGAGCUUUCGGCGAAACGUUGUUUCUUUGGCAGCCGAACUCAAGGAUGUUCGGAGUCGCCUUGCUUCACAGGAAGAAUCAUUUGCCCGAGAAACUCUAACCAGACAGGUCGCGGAGACGAGAGCAAGAAGUAUGGAAGAGGAAAUAGUUCGAUUGGAGAAAAGCUUGGAAGAGAGGGACGGACAGUUGCAGGCAUCCGCAUCUACAGCAGAGCAGAUAUCAACCUAUCCUAGCAAAACUACAUCCUGCAGACUUGAGUACCUGAAGGAGCUAGAUGCUCUACGAUUGCAGCUCUCUGACACUCAAGCCACAGCAGAUGCAAGUGCUGCAUCAGCUCAAUCAGCUCAGUUACAGUGUUUGGCCUUGGCAAAGGAACUUGAUGAGAAGAACAGUUCUUUGAAAGAGCAUGAGGAUCGUGUUAAUAGGUUAGGAGAGCAGUUGGAUCACCUGCAAAAAGACCUUCAAGCAAGAGAGGGCUCUCAGAAGCAGCUGAAAGAUGAAGUUUUAAGAAUAGAGCAGGAGAUUAUGCAAGCGAUUGCCAAAGCUGGAUCUAGCAAGGAUUGUGAACUGAGGAAAAUCCUUGAUGAGGUCUCUCCUAAAAACUUUGAGAGAAUCAAUAAGCUUUUAACUGUGAAGGAUGAAGAGAUAGCCAAAUUGAGAGAUGAAAUCAAGAUUAUGUCCGCUCACUGGAAAUUAAAAACUAAGGAGUUGGAGUCACAGUUAGAGAAACAUCGGAAAGCUGAUCAGGAAUUGAAGAAAAGGGUGCUGAAGUUGGAAUUCUGUCUUCAGGAAGCUCGCUCUCAGACGAGAAAGCUCCAAAGGAUGGGAGAGCGGAGGGACAAAGCUUUGAAAGAACUCAGAGAUCAGUUGGUUAUGAAGCAACAGGGACCAGGGUUCGGCACUGAAAAACAAAACUUUUGGGACAGCUCUGGUUUCAAGAUUGUGGUUUCAAUGUCCAUGUUGAUCCUGGUAGUGUUUGCAAAACGGUAAAAUCAUAUAUUGUUCAUUUCAUUUGGUUUAAAGUAGAACAGAGGUAUAGCUGUAGAAAUUAGUUUCCAAGGAGAUGAGCGAAUAUUGGUUUUGAACCUAGCCCCCCUCCUGUUUUGUAAAGUGAUUGCUAGGGUUAGUUUAUGGGCCAACAGCAGAGACCCAUUUUUCUUGUUCCUAUUGUCAUUCAUCUUUUGAUAGGUAGAAAAUGGUGAUUUAUUAAAUCACUAUGACUUAUUUCUCCAGAUGAGGGUCUUGCAUUGCCUGGUAAAAUCAGCAUUUGGUUGUCAAAUGUGCCAUUGCAUUGUUUAAGAAAGGAAAGUUAUAUUAUAUUUAA